Molecule: messenger RNA, 1585 nt
Organism: Helianthus annuus (common sunflower)
Lineage: Eukaryota; Viridiplantae; Streptophyta; Magnoliopsida; Asterales; Asteraceae
Product: GABA transporter 1
Exons: 7
Coding region: 93-1505 (470 amino acids)
Cellular component (GO): plasma membrane
Source: RefSeq, a predicted model, not a curated record
CCCUUGUAACAUAUUCAAAACUAAUCAUUUUAGGUGCCAUUUUCAUCUCCUCUCACCCUAGCUCUCUCUCUCUUUUCUCCUCCCUGAGAUAUAUGGACACAGUUCACACAGGCUCCAUUGGAGCAGUGCAUGGAGAACACACCAAAGAAGCUCAAGCAUUUUCCACCACCACCAACACCACCAACGACCAUCACAAACAACCACUUGAUGCCGGUGCUCUUUUUGUUCUCAAGUCCAAAGGGUCAUGGUGGCAUAGCGGAUAUCAUUUGACGACGUCCAUUGUAGCACCGCCGUUGUUAAGUCUACCAUUUGCAUUUGCAUCACUAGGAUGGAUUGCCGGAGUUUUGUCGUUGGUGAUUGGAGCAUUGGUGACCUUCUAUUCAUAUAACCUUAUUUCUCUCGUUCUUGAGCACCACGCCGAGUUGGGUCAUCGCCAUCUACGAUUUCGUGACAUGGCAUACGAUAUUUUAGGCCCAGGAUGGGGUAGAUACUAUGUGGGCCCAAUCCAGUUCAUGGUCUGCUAUGGUGCGGUGGUGGGCCAAUGUCUUUUGGGAGGUCAAUGCCUCAAGGCAAUAUACGUGCUAUGGAAUCCAGAUGGAACAAUGAAGCUAUACGAAUUUGUGGUUAUAUUUGGGGCUCUAAUGUUAAUUUUAGCACAAGUUCCAUCAUUCCAUUCCCUCCGUCAUAUCAACCUCAUUUCUUUAGUCUUGUGUCUUCUUUACAGUGCCUCUGCUACUGCUGCUUCUAUAUAUAUAGGGAAUUCUUCUAAAGGACCUCAUAAAAACUACUCCUUAAGCAACAAUGUUGAAACACGAAUUUUUGGAAUCUUUAAUGCAAUUGCGAUUAUUGCCACCACUUUUGGAAAUGGCAUCAUUCCAGAAAUACAAGCAACACUUGCGCCACCGGUUAAGGGGAAGAUGUUUAAGGGCUUAUGUGUUUGCUACACAGUGGUUAUAGUAACAUUCUUUAGCGUUGCGGUUUCUGGGUACUGGGCUUUUGGUAACGAAUCCGCGGGGCUCGUUUUAAGCAACUUUAUUGACCAUGAUGGUAACCCACUGGUUCCAAGAUGGUUCAUUAUGAUGAUUAACAUCUUUACCAUACUCCAACUCUCAGCUGUUGCAGUGGUUUACUUGCAACCAACAAACGAAGUUCUUGAAAGAGCAUUUGCGGAUCCAACAAGGAGUGAAUUCUCAGCAAGAAAUGUGAUUCCGAGAGUGAUUUCAAGAUCAAUGUCUGUGAUCUUGGCAACAACAAUAGCAGCAAUGUUGCCUUUUUUUGGAGAUAUUAAUGCAAUGAUAGGAGCCUUCGGGUUCUUGCCACUUGAUUUUGUGUUACCGGCGGUGUUUUAUAAUCUUACAUUUAAGCCAUCAAAGCAUAAUGCCUUGUUUUGGUUAAACUCGAGCAUAGCGGUGAUAUUCUCGGUGGUCGGAGUUACAGCGGCGGUUGCAGCCGUAAGACAAAUUAGUCUAGAUGCCAAGACUUAUAAAUUGUUUGCUAACGUAUGAUCUCAUUUUUUUUCUAACGAGAUUGCGUAAACUAUGUACAAUUAUUUCUAUAGAUAUACUGAAAAGAGUCAUGGUUUGAA